This is a messenger RNA of Chrysochloris asiatica (Cape golden mole), 1821 nucleotides long. RefSeq names its product melanoma-associated antigen B1-like. Gene Ontology annotation, biological process: negative regulation of transcription by RNA polymerase II. The coding region runs from base 1 to 1821 and encodes 606 amino acids. Lineage: Eukaryota; Metazoa; Chordata; Mammalia; Afrosoricida; Chrysochloridae. Gene Ontology annotation, cellular component: nucleus. The record is from RefSeq and is a predicted model, not a curated record. The transcript is spliced from 2 exons.
AUGCCUCGAGGUCAGAAGAGUAAGAUGCAAGCCCGUAAGAAACGUAGCAAAGCCCAAGCUGACACCCAUGACCUUGAGGGUGCGCAGGCUGCUGCAAUAGAGGAGGAAAGGUCUUCCCGGUCCUCCUCUCCUUCUGUUGGCAAUUCUCAGCAAAGCUUGUCUGAGGCACCCAGUCCCCCGGAACCCCAGAGAGCGCCAACCCCCUACACUGCUUCUGCAGAAGCUGUGUGCACUGAUGGUGCUGAAGGUGCCAACGGCCAAGUUGAGGGAAGUUCCAAUGAGGCCCCCACACCCUCUACCCAGAAGUCUCCAAGAGACCCUGUGAUCUGGAGAACUAGCCUGUUGUUGCUGUUCCUGUUACACAAGUACAAAAUGAAAGAGCUUAUUACGAAGAAAGAAAUGAUGAAGAUCAUCAACAAAAAGUACAAGGAACAUUUCCCUCAGAUCCUCAGAAGAGUCUCUGAGCACAUGGAGCUGGUCUUUGGCCUUGAGCUGAAGGAAGUCGACCCUAAAGGCCAAUCCUAUGCUCUGGUCAGCCAGUUGGAGAUAACCAAGGAAGAGAAUAUUACUGGUGUCAGAGGGUUUCCCAAGCUUGGGCUUCUGAUGCCUCUCCUGGGCGUGAUCUACAUGAACAACUACCGGGCCACGGAGGAAUCGAUUUGGGAAUUCUUGAGUGCACUAGGGAUCUAUGAUGGGCAGAGACACUUCAUCUUCGGUGAGCCCAGGAAGCUUCUAACCAGAGAUUUGGUGCAGGAAAAGUACCUGGAAUACAGGCAGGUGCCUGGCAGUGAUCCUCCAUGCUAUGAAUUCCUAUGGGGUCCCAGGACCCACAUUGAAGCCAACAAGAAGAAAGUCCAGGAGUUUUUGGUCAAGAUUAAGAAUAUUGAUCCCAGUGACUUUCAAGCCGUUUAUGAAGAAACUUGGGGAGAUGAGGAGGAGAGAGGGGCAGCAACAGCAUGGAUCGGCAUAGGUCGUAAUGCCAGAGCUAUGGCGCGUUUCAGGGCCAAGUCCAUGAUACCACCCAGGGUUCUGCUGCUGUGGACACGCGUAGUAUAUUCAAGAGGUCUCAAGAGACCCCCAUCCACCACUACAACUUCUGUAGCCAAUUCUUGCAGAAGAUUGGAUGAAGGUGUCAACAGAGAGAAUGAAGACCAUUCCGGUAUCUCUGAAACUGAGCGCUGCAGUCCUGACCCUCGGACCAUUAAGGCAGAUUUGUUGGAGCGGUUCCUGAUAUACAAGUAUAAAAUGAAGCAGCCCAUUCACAUGGCAGACAUGCUAAAGGUUAUCAGCCGGAAAUACAAAGAUCACUUUCCUGAGAUCCUCAAGAUUGUAUCUGAAUGCAUUGAGACUAUGUUUGCUGUGGAUGUGAAGGAAAUUGACUCCACCACUAAGUCCUAUGCUCUGGUUAGCAAACUGAACCUCCCCAACAAAGGAAGGGUACGUGCUGGCAUAGGGUUGCCCAAGACCGGUCUACUGAUGACCCUCCUAGGUGCCAUCUUAUUAAACGGCAACCGGGCCACAGAAAAGGAGAUCUGGGAAUUCCUGAAUAAGAUGCGUAAGUUUGCUGGGAGGAAGCAUUUCAUCUAUGGUGAGCCCAGGCAGCUCAUUACCAAAGAUUUCGUGAGGCUGAAUUUCUUGGAGUAUCGGCAGAUACCCAACAGUGAUCCUCCAUGCUCUGAAUUCCUGUGGGGUCCCAAAGCCCACGCUGAAACCUCUAAGGUCAAAAUCUUUGCGUAUUUGGCCAAGGUCAACGGUAUUCUCCCCAGCUCUCUAGAAGCCCUAUAUGAAGAGGCUGUGAGAGAUGAAGAAGGAAUAGCCUGA